This is a messenger RNA of Peronospora matthiolae, 573 nucleotides long. NCBI's taxonomy places the organism in Eukaryota, Oomycota, Peronosporomycetes, Peronosporales, Peronosporaceae. The record is from the annotation of a GenBank genome assembly.
AUGCGAUCGUUCUAUCGCACACUCUAUACUGCGGCAGCUACGGACCCGCGCAUCAACACACCGGCUGCAGAUGCAACUCUCUCCACUGCCACACCGACUGGUGAAAAGCAUUAUGGGUCGAAUGACCCUGAAUGCGACGUUCAAAAACGUCAAUGGCACACGGACAAUCCUGCCGCAGUGGCACUUCGCACCCCCAUGAGUUCACCGGCUCCAGGCACCUUCGCCUCUGUACCAAGUACUUCUACUAGCCUUCGCGAAGACAUUGCUGCAGGAUUCUUUCAACAUGGUACCGUUGAUCCUCUUGCUCGUCAACAAGAGCAGGCGGUGGUUGGUAAAUCUUGGCGCGUCGUUAUCGAGUUAGUGCACGAGGUGCACGGUCCGCGUGACCGGGUGGCGCGUCUUGAAGUACAGCUAGAUCUUCUCUUGAGGGUUCCUCGACUUGUGGCAUCGUUAACUCUUUCGGUGCAAGCGCCUCGUGAUCCACCAGCGACGGAUCAAGAUACAGCUGAAGCAAGCCGACGUAAAAUAAUGGAUGUGUUCGCGUCUUGCUUGGAAGUUGGGCGUAUAAUCUAG